Acanthopagrus latus (yellowfin seabream) is the source of this 1495-nucleotide messenger RNA. It is a transcript of the gene bola1, whose product is annotated as bolA family member 1. The transcript has 2 exons. The record is from RefSeq and is a predicted model, not a curated record. The coding region runs from base 419 to 871 and encodes 150 amino acids. Gene Ontology annotation, cellular component: mitochondrion. NCBI's taxonomy places the organism in Eukaryota, Metazoa, Chordata, Actinopteri, Spariformes, Sparidae.
CUGAACUCAUUAGUCUGACUACCUGUUAUUAAACAGAGACAAGUGUUUUAUCUUAGCUUUUAGUUUUUCUGUGUAGAUACUCUGUUAAAUCGUCUGUUUUUUUACGCACUGAGUGACGUUUAUUGUGAAAGCUAACCGCUAAUGCUAGCAAAAGUGUACAGAUUUACAUGGAGAGUUAGCUGAAGUUUAGCUUAAAUGUUGGGUUAGCUAUCAUAGCGAACAACAACACCGCCACUGUAAAGGCAUUAUCAUGAGUGGACUUCAACAACUUGCAUGCAGCUGUACUUGUUACUUAAAACGCGAUAUCUGAUAUUUAUUUUAAUGGACAACAGUUUAGGCUAUUUGACGUUAGCAUCUCCUAGGAUCUGCUCCAGCUGGGGCUAGUUAGCUAAGAGGUGGUCUCCUGCCACAGCCUCUGAUGCUUCCCAGAGUCCUCCGCAGUGCUCGGCCCAUCUCUACCAGUCUUGCCUUAAGCCGGCCUCUGGGCCACUUCAGACCACACAUGGACCCAGACCCGAGCCGGCCCGUUGAGAGGGCUAUCAGAGCCAAACUGACCGACUCACUUAAGCCGGACCACUUGGAGGUCCACAAUGAAAGCCACAUGCAUGCCGUGCCCCCCGGCUCUGAAUCCCAUUUCCGUGUCCUGGUUGUCAGCUCCCUGUUUGACGGUCUGCCGUUGAUAAAGCGCCAUCGCCUGGUUAAUGAGGCUCUGAAGGAGGAGUUGAGUAGCUGUGUUCAUGCGCUGGCCAUCCAGGCCAAGACUCCUGAGCAGUGGGGGAGCAACCCCACCCUGGUUAAGAGUCCGCCCUGCAUGGGAGGCUCUAAAGGAGAUCACACGGUGGAGGAGAAACUGAAGGCCGGGCGAGAGUGAAGUGUUGGACCAUGAAGCAGUUGUGCUUCUUCUGUUGGACUGAACUGUGAACAAUGCAGGUGAAUUCUGGAGAGUAAUGUUUCCUGUGUGAUUCUACAUAGCUCCGGUGGAGCUAUUUAGAUUUUUAUUUAUGCAUUCUUGGUUUAAUAAAUCAUUAAUUGUAAACAUUUAAUGAGCAUUGUGUUUGAGAGGUACAUUUUGUGCAGUUACACAGAUAUUAUAAUAUCCUUUUCAGGACAGGUGGUUGCAGGUAUUUUGCACUGGUGCCACUUCGCUGUUCAGUGAAUACAGUACAGAAGAAAAACUGCAAUCCCAUCAGCUAAAGUAAGAACUUUUGAUAUCAAUGCUCAUAGCUCCAAGUCUCAGUAAUUUCAGAUUGGUGGAGUCAAUUGAGAUUUUAUUGUCCGUAAAGCUCAUGCCUCAUGCUCAUAGUAUUAACUCCAGGGUUUGUACAAAGCUGUUAAAGAUUGUGAAAAUCUUAGCUAGGACUGUUUAAUUUUCAAGUUAAGGAACAUGCUUAAAUUCUUAAGAAUUCCAGAUUUUUUUUUUUUACAUUAUCUGGUGUUUCAUCUACACAAUCACUCAUGAAAAAACAAAAAUCUUUCAAUAAUUUAAAAGAAACAA